GAUUCAUAGGUUGCGUCUUAACCCCUUGUGCCAACAAGGAGGCCCUCCUGCACCCCAGUUUUGAGCUCAGCGCUGCCUUCUCUGCUCUCCAGGUCAUGGCAGGUACCACAACCCUUGUCUCCGUCCUCCUGCUCCUGGCCCUGUGUGCCCACUGUCUUGCCCCUGCAGACUCCGUGGUCAUCCCCUCUACCUGCUGCAUGAACUUCAUUUCCAAGAGAAUUCCUGAGAGCCGAGUAGUCAGCUACCAGUUCUCCAGCAAGAGUGUCUGCCCCAAGGCGGGGGUGAUCUUCACCACCAAGAAGGGCAAGAAGUUCUGUGGCAACCCUGAGGACCAUUGGGUCCAGAGGUACAUGAAGAACCUGGAUGCCAAGAGGAGAAAGACCUCUGCUGGCACUGCGCCGAUGGCUGCCACAGUCAGUGCUCCGAGACGCCCUUGCAACAGCCCCUCCAUCUAAGUCCCUGGCCCUCCGCCCUGAGCUCCAGCCCAGGCCUCGCUCCUUGCCAGGCCACUUGGGGUCUGGUGAGCCAGCACAUUUAGGGGAAGAACUAAUGUUCCUGUUUCUUAGCAUCACUCUCAGGGGAUGUGUCUCGUCCAUAAAAAUCCCCAGGCAGCGGAGGCCUGCUGCUUGGAG
Talpa occidentalis (Iberian mole) is the source of this 632-nucleotide messenger RNA. RefSeq names its product C-C motif chemokine ligand 24 (gene CCL24). The record is from RefSeq and is a predicted model, not a curated record. Gene Ontology annotation, molecular function: CCR chemokine receptor binding; chemokine activity. Gene Ontology annotation, cellular component: extracellular region. The coding region runs from base 96 to 455 and encodes 119 amino acids. Gene Ontology annotation, biological process: neutrophil chemotaxis; cellular response to interleukin-1; lymphocyte chemotaxis. The transcript is spliced from 3 exons. NCBI's taxonomy places the organism in Eukaryota, Metazoa, Chordata, Mammalia, Eulipotyphla, Talpidae.